Scheffersomyces stipitis CBS 6054 is the source of this 792-nucleotide messenger RNA. RefSeq names its product mediator of RNA polymerase II transcription subunit 6. Bases 1 to 792 code for a protein of 263 amino acids. Gene Ontology annotation, biological process: regulation of transcription by RNA polymerase II. Lineage: Eukaryota; Fungi; Ascomycota; Pichiomycetes; Serinales; Debaryomycetaceae. The transcript is spliced from 3 exons. Gene Ontology annotation, molecular function: transcription coactivator activity. Gene Ontology annotation, cellular component: core mediator complex; mediator complex. The record is from RefSeq and is a predicted model, not a curated record.
AUGUCAGGAGAAGCCCUCGACGAGAUACAGUGGAAAUCGCCGGAAUUCAUCCAGGAAAGAGGACUUCACACUGGAAAUGUGCUUGAAUACUUUUCGCUUUCGCCGUUCUACGACAGAACGUCCAAUAACCAACAACUCAUGAUGCAAUUUCAGUUUCAACAAAUCCAAAUACCUGUAAAUACCACUUUCCAGCAGUUUUUUCAGGAGAAACUUCGAGAAAUGACUGGUGUAGUUUUUGUCAUAGCUUACAACCGAGAGCCAGACUUCUGGAUUAUACGGAAGCAACUCCAGUUGGAUCCACAGAAUGCUGUAACUUUGCAGGAUUAUUACAUAAUUGGUGCUAAUGUUUACCAAGCGCCAAAAGUAUACGAUGUAUUAUCUUCACGGUUGCUUUCUAGUGUGUUGCAGUUGCGUAAUCUGAUAGAUUUACUCAACAAAAUGACCCAGUUCCAUGUGCUGGAUGGCGGGCAUUCGUACAACAAUGCCAUACACCAGUCCACCAGCAAUCCCACCCAGGGCCAGCUGUCAGGCAAAUCGAUAUCAGCAACAGUAGGGAACACUGGAACCACAGCUACGCCUAUGACUAUGCAAACUCCACAGACUGUAGGACCAAAUGGUCCGGCCACCGUCCAAUCAGGAGCCAACUCAGCUGCUGCUAUAUCUAAGAAUGGAAGCACCAGUAGUGCUGAAAGCGCCGACGACAGAAAGAAUAUUUAUUUGGACGACAUUCCGCUUUACGGAAGAGGAAGUACGGUGGAGAUGUUGGGUUUGAAAGUGAAUUUGGAAAGUUGA